This is a messenger RNA of Rotaria sp. Silwood2, 1467 nucleotides long. Lineage: Eukaryota; Metazoa; Rotifera; Eurotatoria; Philodinida; Philodinidae. The record is from the annotation of a GenBank genome assembly.
AUGAGUACAACAUUAACAUCGGCUAUGUUAAAUAAUUCUUCAAUUCUGACUACUACUCAAUCGACUACAGAACCCUUGACAACAACUGUCGUUUAUAAUAAUCAUUUGUUUUUACAUACAACUGCUUGUCAAACUAUUGCUGGAGCAUUUACUUGGGCAGCUAUUAUAAUAACUGGUUAUCAUAUAUAUCUUCAUUUACGUCAUUAUACUGUACCAUCAGAACAAAAAUGGAUAAUUCGUUUAUUAUUUAUAGUACCUAUUUAUUCAUUUGUUUCAUGGCUUAGUUUAGUUAUGUUUAGAAAUAAUUCUUAUUAUGUUUAUUUUCAUGCAAUUCGAGAUUGUUACGAAGCUUUUGUCAUCUACAGCUUUCUUUCGCUUUGCUAUGAGUAUUUGGGUGGUGAAGGCGCAAUUAUGGCAGAAAUUCGUGGAAAACAUAUCGAGCGAAGCUGGUGGACAUGCACAUGCUGCCUUUCAAAUCAAGAAUAUACAAUUGGAUUUUUAAGGUUUUGCAAACAAGCAACACUUCAAUUUUGUUUAGUAAAGCCUUUAAUGUCUCUUGUAACACUUGUUUUACAAGCAUUUGAUAAAUAUAAAGAUGGAGAUUUUUCAGCUACUGGUGGUUAUCUUUAUAUAACAUUAAUUUAUAAUGUAUCUGUAUCGGUUGCACUUUAUGGUUUAUUUCUGUUUUAUGAAGCAACUAAACAUAUUUUGGCUAAAUAUGAUCCUGUAUUGAAAUUUCUUACUAUUAAAUCAGUGAUUUUUUUGACAUUUUGGCAAGGUGUUCUUUUGGCUAUUUUUGAACAAUUUGGUGUUAUUCAAGCAUUUCAAGGAAAAUCAAAUUUAAGUGUCGGUACUGUUGCUGCUGGUUGGCAAAAUUUUUUUAUUUGUAUUGAAAUGUGUUUGGCUGCUGUGGCACUUCGUUUUGCUUUUCCGCAUCAACCUUAUAUAGUACAUGAAAAUCAUUUUUCGACACCAUCAUCAAAUUCUGGACCAGGACCAUCAAAUGUUGGUGGAAGAAUAGCAACAAUGCAAAGUAUUUCAAAUAAUCUUAAAGAAACAAUGAAUCCAAAAGAUAUUAUGCAUGGUAAAUUAAAUGAUUUUAUUUAUCAACGAUUGAAUGAAAUAUUUAUUUUAGAUGCAAUUCAUAAUUUUCAUCCACAAUAUCGAGAUUAUACACAAUAUAGUGCACAGACUAAUGAUGAUCGAGCCCCAACAUCAACAUAUGGUCUAAAUCAACGUUCAACUAGUACUUUAUCACCAUCUAAUACUUCCGCACCUGUUGAUACAUCUUAUCAUGAAGGUGGAACAUCAACGACCUCAACAACAUUGCCUGUUCAAUCUUCAUCAUUAUCAAAUUCUCAAGGUCAAAAUAAUAUUAUUAAUAAUUUACAAAGCAAAUUAAUACCAAAAUCUUUAACAAAGAAGGAUGCUGAAAAAGAUAUGUUAUUAAUUAAUGAUGACAUCUAA